Messenger RNA from Physella acuta, 759 nucleotides. RefSeq names its product protein 4.1-like. Gene Ontology annotation, cellular component: plasma membrane; cytoskeleton. Gene Ontology annotation, biological process: actomyosin structure organization. The record is from RefSeq and is a predicted model, not a curated record. NCBI's taxonomy places the organism in Eukaryota, Metazoa, Mollusca, Gastropoda, Physidae.
GUAUGCUGUCCAGGCUGAUAUUGGUGACUAUGACCCCAUUGACCAUGGCACAGGUGUGGAUUACAUUAGAGACAUGCCUUUUGCCCCAGACCAGACUGAAGACUUAAUCUACAAAAUUGCUGCCUUACACAAACAACACAAAGGUCAAACUCCAGCACAAGCUGCCCUGCACUACCUGGAAUACAGUCACAAAAUGGACCUUUAUGGCCUUGACCUUCAUCAAGUCAAGGAUGCAGAGAAUAAAGAUAUUCUUUUGGGAAUAGGCGCUGCUGGAAUAUCAACUUACAGAGAAAAUAUUUUAAUUAACAAAUUUAACUGGCCAAAAAUUCUGAAAAUUUCUUAUAGAAGGAAUAAAUUCCUUCUCAGAGUAAAACCUGCUGAAUCUAGUAGCUUUGAAAGUUGGGUUACUUUCAAAUUGCCUGAUAAUAAAGCAGCCAAAGCUUUGUGGAAAAUAACUGUUGAGCACCAUGUUUUUAUUCGUUUGAGAUCAGCUGACCAGGCAAAAAAAAGAUUUUCUAGGUCUGGCUCCAAAUUUCGCUUUACAGGACGGACCUUGCACCAGGCCAGGACUAAUGCUGCAGCGCCACAGGAGAGCAACAAGGCCAAAACUAGACAUUCUCUUGGCUCUCUGUUUCACAGAUCCAAAACUAUGAACUAUUCCUUGCUGCCAUCUUAAAUGACAAGUGCCUUGUCAUCUUGAGUGUACCGACCUAUGUAACACCUGACAACCUAUGUAACACCUGACGUCAGAGAAUUGUC